AUGGAAGAUGGUAGUAUCCAUGAUAGUCAAAUCACCGCAUCAAGCAAUUUUGAUAAUAAUCAUCGUGAUGCUAAUGGAAGAUUAAAUUUCAUACCGCCUUAUGGAAUAUCUGGUGCCUGGUGUGCAAGGUCCAAUGAUCUCAAUCAGUGGCUACAAGUUAAUUUUCAACGUCUUACACUCAUCGCAGGAAUCAGUACCCAAGGACGUUUUGACAAUUAUCAAUUUGUUAAAAGUUACACUGUCUCUUUUAGCAAAACUGGAGGAUAUUUCAUGUAUUAUACCCAAGGGGAAGCAACCAAGGCUGAUAGUUUAGAGGUUUGCACUUUGGAACUUCUAGAUUCCACGUUAUGUUAUGAGUUCCAGGGUAACAGCGACCAGAACACUAUUGUCCAUCGAAAGGUUAUUCCUCCUAUAUCUGCUCGGUUGAUUCGACUUCAUCCAACCACGUGGCAAAAUCAUAUCUCGAUGAGAGUCGAAUUUUAUGGCUAUCGAGCGUUUGCUCUUGGGAUGGAAGAUGGUAGUAUCCUUGAUAGUCAAAUCACGGCAUCCAGCAAUUGGAAUAAUAAUCAUCGUGGGGCUAAUGGAAGAUUAAAUUUCACGCCACAUAGUGGAAGAACUGGAGCCUGGUCUGCAUUGUCCAAUGAUAUUAAUCAGUGGCUACAAGUUAAUUUUCAACGUCUUACACUCAUCGCAGGAAUCAGCACCCAAGGACGUUCUGAUUAUAAUCAAUUUGUCAGGAGUUACACCAUUUCUUUUAGCAAAGCUGGAGGGUAUUUCACGUAUUAUACCCAAAGGGAAGCAACCAAGGUAUACUAA
Molecule: messenger RNA, 816 nt
Organism: Dendronephthya gigantea
Lineage: Eukaryota; Metazoa; Cnidaria; Anthozoa; Malacalcyonacea; Nephtheidae
Product: EGF-like repeat and discoidin I-like domain-containing protein 3
Exons: 5
Coding region: 1-816 (271 amino acids)
Source: RefSeq, a predicted model, not a curated record